Molecule: messenger RNA, 1478 nt
Organism: Camellia sinensis
Lineage: Eukaryota; Viridiplantae; Streptophyta; Magnoliopsida; Ericales; Theaceae
Product: alcohol dehydrogenase-like 7
Biological process (GO): formaldehyde catabolic process
Cellular component (GO): cytosol
Molecular function (GO): alcohol dehydrogenase (NAD+) activity; S-(hydroxymethyl)glutathione dehydrogenase [NAD(P)+] activity; zinc ion binding
Source: RefSeq, a predicted model, not a curated record
AGACUACGUUUUGUUUGAAGCAGACCCAACACCAAGUACUCCUCACUUCAUAUAUACAGAUGCGUAGCUUGGCAUUUGGGACACAGUUGACUCUCACAUAUAGGCAGAGAGAGAGAGAGAGAGCUGUGUAUACAAAUACUAGUACUGGUUUCUGCGAUGGCGGAGAAAGAAGAAUCACUGAGCUCCAACACGGCAGGGAAGCCCAUCCGAUGCAGAGCUGCGGUUGGGCGGAAAGCAGGGGAGCCAUUGGUGAUAGAGGAGGUGAUCGUGGCUCCUCCAAACCCUUACGAAGUUCGCAUUCGAAUCAUCUGCACUUCUCUCUGUCACAGCGACAUCACUUUCUGGAAACUCAAGGAUCCUCCUGGAUAUUUUCCAAGAAUAUUCGGCCACGAAUCUGUUGGGGUUGUGGAGAGCAUUGGGGAGAAUGUAGAUGAGGUGAUGGAAGGAGACAUUGUCAUCCCAAGCUUCUUGGCAGAUUGUGGAGAUUGCAUUGAUUGCAAAUCCAAGAAGAGCAACUUAUGCUCAAAAUUCCCAUUUGAGGUCUCUCCUUGGAUGCAUAGAGACAAGACAAGUCGAUUCAUGGAUCUUAAAGGGGAGACUUUAUACCAUUUCUUAUAUGUGUCAAGUUUUAGCGAGUACACAGUCGUAGAUGUUGCUCAUGUAACCAAAAUUGACCCUGCUAUCCCACCAAAUAGGGCAUGCCUCCUCAGUUGUGGAGUGUCAACAGGGGUAGGUGCUGCUUGGAGAACAGCAGAUGUAGAAGCAGGGUCCACUGUUGCUAUAUUUGGGCUGGGAGCAAUCGGAUUAGCAGUUGCAGAGGGUGCAAGAAUGUGUGGAGCAACUAGAAUUAUUGGUGUGGAUGUGAAUCCUGACAAAUUUGAAACAGGCAAAACAUUUGGAGUUACUGAUUUUGUGAACUCUGCAACUUGCACCGACAAACGUUUGAGUGAGGUGAUAAAUGAGAUGUCUGGUGGAGGUGCUGACUAUUGCUUUGAAUGUGUUGGUUUGGCAUCUUUGGUGCAUGAAGCAUAUGCUUGCUGCCGAAAGGGUUGGGGAAAGACAAUUGUAUUGGGCGUGGACAAGCCAGGAGCGCAUUUGAGCUUGAAUUCUUUUGAAGUCCUUCACAGUGGGAAGAUACUCACAGGAUCCCUUUUUGGAGGUCUCAAAGCUAAAUAUGAUAUUCCCAUCCUUGCUAAACGUUACAUGGACAAGGAAUUACAGCUGGAUGAAUUUGUCACACAUGAGAUGAGCUUUGAAGACAUCAACAAAGCUUUUGAUUUACUUCUUGAAGGAAAAUGUCUCCGAUGUGUGAUUUGGAUGAACAAAUGAGUAUGUCCCUCUGAUGUUAUUCUGUGUCUUCCCUUGGGACAUCUCUUAUCUUAUUGUAUGCUUCAUAAGAUCUAUGGCUUUUGGUGUUGAUUACAAUAAAAUUUACACGAGUGCUUACAAUAAAUUAACCUGCUCUUAUUUUUGCUUGA